UGAAAACUCCUAGAUUUGUGUGUUGUUCCUAUUAGAUACAAACUUAAUAAACAGUUUAACAUGAAAGAUUUUUUCAUGAACUUUUGUAGUUUGUUGAACAUGUUUUUGUUCGUAUGAGAAUAAGAUAAAAUUUUAAUGAAGAACUUUACUUUAGAUUACUUCGGAUAAAAUUAAACAAAUAACUACUUCGAAGAGUAAACCAAUAUCCGACGAAAAGAUCGAUCAAGAUAUAAAGUUAAUUACAAAGACAUUAGCAGAUUAUAAAGUUCUUUUUAAUGAUCCUAUGAUUUUACAUCAUGAAAAACGUGCACAUGCUUAUAAAGUUUGUUGUGAAAAACUAGAAACAAAUGAUCUAAUCAGUGAAUAUUUAAUUAAUUUUAAUCAUAAUCUUAAUAAAAUGGAGAAACUCUUACGUAGUUGUCUUCACAAACAAAGUUUACCUGAUAUAGUAAAUGAUACUCUAUAUGGUGGAGAUUGUCAAAGAGCUUAUAAUGAACUUACAGAAAUCAUGAGUGAACGACAAAAUUCUAUUAAUAAACACAAACAACAAGGUCAAAAUAUAGUUGAAUAUUAUAGAAAAGCAAUUGCUCCAAAAUUAAGUCAAGUAUCAAUUAUAAAAUCUAUGAAUGAUUUUGUAAAACAAUAUUGUUCAGAAGAGCAUGUAUUCGAAUUAAUGUUUGAUCCAGACAAAGUGAUUAAAUGUGAAAAACUUAUACGCAAAGCUAUUGGAGUAAAUGGUUCUAUAAUAUAUAAUCGUUAUCAUAUAUAUAUUAGUACUCCAUUUCGUCAAAUGAUUCUUAAUGAUUGGCAACAACUUGAAAAAGCUCAAGCCAAUAGUGUACCAAUAUCCGAUGAAAUAUUACAAGCUCAAUUAAUUAAUCAACCGGUAAUAUUCAACUGGAAUUGUGGUUAA
Rotaria sordida is the source of this 913-nucleotide messenger RNA. The record is from the annotation of a GenBank genome assembly. NCBI's taxonomy places the organism in Eukaryota, Metazoa, Rotifera, Eurotatoria, Philodinida, Philodinidae.